Messenger RNA from Aspergillus novofumigatus IBT 16806, 609 nucleotides. RefSeq lists its product as uncharacterized. The annotation marks the transcript as partial. The record is from RefSeq and is a predicted model, not a curated record. Lineage: Eukaryota; Fungi; Ascomycota; Eurotiomycetes; Eurotiales; Aspergillaceae. The transcript has 4 exons.
CCCGAUUUAUCUUCAGAUCACACCCAAUGCCCACAGCCAGAACAAGGAAACGACGAUGGACAAGGUGUUCCAUCGGAACCCACGCCCGAUCUGUCACCUGAAGAGUUAACCGCACAGACAACCAGGAAAAAAAAAUUGGAAGAUAUCAUGCAGUAUGUCAAACGAACAAAGCUGAACGGAUACUUCACCCUGGAAGAUGAUCGCUUCCUCCAAAGCAUUAUCGAAAAGGCCAUGAAGCGCAGACAGGAUAAAUCAACGUCCCUCGGAAACCCGGAAAAUCUUCCACAAAUUAUUGAACUGCCCAUGUUUAAACCGGUGGUCUAUUGCGAUGAUAGUGGCAGCAUGAGAGCGAAAGAAGCGGGCAGCGACAGCAACCGGUAUGAUCGGCUGGUUAGUAUAGUCCAACGAGUGGCUCGCGUCACAACUCACUUUCUAGUAGGUAGGACACAUGUGGAUAGCCAGAUCACGCGACAUGUUGGUUCAGUCUCGGAAAAGGCAAGCCUGCUGCCAAAUGACCUCAAGUUUGGCAGCCGCGCAGGAAGCCUACCAUGUAUCGAGCUCACCGGCGACCAGAUAUUAUUGUUCCCAUUCACCGUUGGACGAUCAUAA